Messenger RNA from Pipistrellus kuhlii (Kuhl's pipistrelle), 1113 nucleotides. It is a transcript of the gene EMC7, whose product is annotated as ER membrane protein complex subunit 7. NCBI's taxonomy places the organism in Eukaryota, Metazoa, Chordata, Mammalia, Chiroptera, Vespertilionidae. The transcript has 5 exons. Gene Ontology annotation, molecular function: carbohydrate binding. Gene Ontology annotation, cellular component: EMC complex. Bases 77 to 805 code for a protein of 242 amino acids. The record is from RefSeq and is a predicted model, not a curated record.
GCAGCCGGCGGCGCGGUGCCUGGGAGACGGGGGAGGGCUUCCGGGGCCGCGGGUCGGACCGCGGAGAGCUGCUGUCAUGGCGGCCACCCGGUGGGUCUUGCUCUGCGCCCUGCUGCUGCUGCAGCUGGCAGGGAGAGCCCGCGGCUCGGAGGCGCCCGGCGCUGCCACCGAGGGGCCGGCAGGGGCUGGGGCCGGCCUAGGAGAUCGCUUCAAGAUCGAGGGGCGCGCGGUGGUCCCCGGAGUGAAGCCUCAGGACUGGAUCUCGGCGGCCCGAGUGCUGGUGGACGGAGAGGAGCACGUCGGCUUCCUGAAGACAGAUGGGAGUUUUGUGGUUCAUGAUAUACCCUCUGGAUCUUAUGUAGUGGAAGUUAUAUCUCCUGCUUACAGGUUUGAUCCCAUUCGAGUGGAUAUUACUUCAAAAGGAAAAAUGAGAGCAAGAUAUGUGAAUUAUAUUAAAACAUCAGAAGUGGUCAGACUGCCCUAUCCGCUUCAAAUGAAAUCUUCAGGCCCACCUUCUUACUUUAUUAAAAGGGAAUCAUGGGGCUGGACAGACUUUCUGAUGAACCCAAUGGUUAUGAUGAUGGUUCUUCCAUUGUUGAUAUUUGUACUUCUGCCCAAAGUGGUCAACACAAGUGAUCCUGACAUGAGACGGGAGAUGGAGCAGUCGAUGAAUAUGCUGAAUUCCAAUCAUGAACUGCCUGAUGUUUCUGAGUUCAUGACAAGACUCUUCUCUUCAAAAUCAUCUGGCAAGUCUAGCAGCAGCAGCAGUAAAACAGGCAAAAGUGGGGCUGGUAAAAGGAGGUAGUUGGGCAGUCCAGAGCUGGCAUUUGCACAAACAUGGCAACACUGGGUGGCAUUCAAGUCUUGAGGGAAAACCAUGUGAAGCAACUACUGUAAACUUGAGUCAUCCUUAAAGUUGAUCUCCUAUAACUGUUGUGUGCGAUAACUCUUCAGUACAUGUUUUGAACUUGGUACACAAGAAAACCCAGCUUUUAUCCUUGUGUGAGGUCAAUAUUGAUGUCACUGAAUUAAUUACAGUGCCCUAUAGUAAAUGACAUUAAUAAAUUAUAUGAAGUACUAUACAUUAUGUAUAUUAAAAUGUCUUAACCCAGA